AUGGCACUACUGCAAAGUCAACCCCCAGAAGUCAAGAUGGCGCAGUAUCAGAAACAUAGUACCAGCCUGUUCAUUAACGUGGUUCAAUCUGGUUCAAUCGGGUUACCAUCACUCACACCUUUAUGCAUUAAAAAUUGUAUCUUCCAUGGAUUAUUUGGUCAAUUGUGGAUCAACAAAAAUGAUGCUAUCUUGAUUAAGAUGAUGAAUAGGGAGAACUGCAAACAAGAAGAACCAUGCGUAGACGACUACGUUGAUUGGAGAUACAGACCUUGCAAGCCGUGCAAACAUGGUGGCAUGUUUGCAGCUCUUGCUGUCCUCGGACUUCAAGCAUUUGAAAUGAUGGCUAUUGCUGCUGUUGGAAACAAUCUCAUCACGUAUGUGUUCAAUGAGAUGCAUUUCCCUUUAUCUAAGUCCGCCAACGUAGUCACAAACUUUGUGGGCACGGUCUUUCUUCUUUCGCUCCUUGGUGGCUUCCUCGCUGACUCCUACUUUGGAAGCUUCCGUACCAUGUUACUUUUCGGCUUCAUUGAGCUCUCUGGAUUUAUAUUACUAUCAAUACAAGCACAUCUUCCCCAACUGAGACCACCAAAAUGCAACAUGGCAUUGAGUGUGAACAAAUGUGAAGAAGCACAAGGUCUGAAUGAGUUCAUAUUCUUUGUAGCUGUCUAUUUGGUGGCUUUAGGAAGUGGUUGUUUAAAACCAAACAUAAUCUCUCUUGGAGCUGACCAGUUCAGGAGGAAGGACUCCAAGAAGCUAUCUACUUACUUUAACUGCGCCUAUUUUGCGUUCUGCAUUGGGGAGCUCAUAGCGCUAACUGUUCUCGUUUGGGUGCAAACACAAUCUGGGAUGGACAUCGGGUUUGGUGUUUCGGCUGCUGCCAUGGCUGUCGGACUCAUAUGCUUGCUUUGUGGGACUCCUCGUUAUAGAAACAAACCUACUUGUGGAAGUAUAUUCACCCCAAUUGCUCAAGUUUUCGUGGCUGCAAUCACAAAGAGAAAGCAAGUUUGCCCUUCGAGUUUAGAGAUGCUUCACGGAAAUGAAGGUACUGUUGUCCUACACCACAAUGUCUCAACUGAGUCACAUGGUGGUACCAGCCUCCUCCAUACCGAUAAGUUCAGAUUCUUGGACAAAGCAUGCAUUAAGAUUCAAGAUGGUACUAGAAGCAACGAAAGCCCUUGGAGGUUAUGCACCAUGUCACAAGUUGAGCAAGUGAAGAUACUCAUAUCAGUAGUUCCGAUUUUCGCUUGCACCAUCAUCUUCAACACCAUCUUAGCACAACUCCAAACAUUCUCCGUUCAACAAGGAAGCACCAUGAAUACUAAACUCGCCGGAAACUUCCGAAUUCCUCCGGCAUCCCUCCAAUCCAUCCCUUACGUCAUGCUAGUACUCCUAGUCCCACUCUAUGAGACAGCCUUCGUCCCGGUUGCACGCAAAAUCACAGGCCGCCAGUCAGGGAUCUCUCCUCUACAAAGGGUCGGUGUCGGCCUCUUCAUUGCAACAUUCUCCAUGGUUUCGGCUGCAGUAGUCGAGAACAAGCGAAGAACAAUGGUUUUGAAAGAUCCCAAAGACAGCCUCUCAAUCUUUUGGAUUGCACCACAGUUUCUUGUUUUUGGGGUCUCUGAGAUGUUCACUGCAGUCGGUCUAAUCGAAUUCUUCUAUAAACAAUCAUUGGAAGGCAUGCAAUCCUUCUUGACAGCAAUGACUUACUGCUCCUACUCAUUUGGAUUCUAUUUAAGUUCUCUCCUGGUGUCCCUAGUGAACAAGGUGACCUCAAGGUCCGGACAUGGCGGAUGGCUCAGCAACAACGACCUCAACAACGACAGGCUAGAUCUUUUCUAUUGGUUGUUAGCCGGUCUGAGCUUUGUAAACUUCUUCAACUACCUUUUCUGGUCAAGGUGGUAUUGCUACAACCCAUCAUUGGUGGGUCGUCAUGGCGGCCCCAAGGAAUCUAGAUCCUCGAGGAACGACAUUGAAUUAGGCUAACAACAUCAUCAGAGUUUGAAUACAACAAACUUUCCAUUGAGUUUAAUUAUGCAUAACAUAUAGUAUUAGUGAAAGAGAAAAGGGCUAGAAAUGAUUAUUGUGAUAACCAUCAAGUGCACCAUUUUAGGGGUUUGACUUUCUUAGUGAUGUGUGUGUGUUUGACUUUGAAUUUGUAAGGGGUCCACCAUGAAAGCUUCAGCUCACCCAUCUGAUUUGGAGGAUCUACAAAGAUGUUAGGUAUAAACCCAUCAACUGUAUGUUUCAGUGAUAUUGCCUCCUGGUUUGCCGUCAUUAUCUGUGUGCAUCUUUAUAAUAUAUGAUGAGUUUCCCUU
This is a messenger RNA of Cynara cardunculus var. scolymus (artichoke), 2315 nucleotides long. Its product is annotated as protein NRT1/ PTR FAMILY 4.4-like. Gene Ontology annotation, cellular component: membrane. The record is from RefSeq and is a predicted model, not a curated record. The transcript is spliced from 6 exons. NCBI's taxonomy places the organism in Eukaryota, Viridiplantae, Streptophyta, Magnoliopsida, Asterales, Asteraceae. Gene Ontology annotation, biological process: transmembrane transport. Gene Ontology annotation, molecular function: transmembrane transporter activity. The coding region runs from base 1 to 1983 and encodes 660 amino acids.